AUGCCGCUCGUCGUGACGUGGAGAGGCUUUGUUGAGGAUGUCGCUCUUAUCUCUCUUCCUUUUCUUUGUAUACUACAUCUCUACCACAAUGCCAUCGCCCUCGUCCUGCUCUCCUUCAUCAGGCGAAUCUCUUCCCACAGUGUGUUCGCCCGCGCCAGUCUUUUCGCCUUCGCCGGUCUACUCGUCUUCGCCAGUCCCCUCUCCUUCGCUGUUAGCCCACUCCUCUGCGCCAGACUUCCCACCUCCUCACAUCAUCCUUCCCCAAGAAGUACUCCACCAAUUUUCGAGUACUACCAAGCUUCAUGCUCCGGCUCGGCGCUCAUCACCCUCAUCUCCCUCUCGCGCGACCUCUACAAGCAACACGUCCACAGAUUCUACCGCACUGUCACCCUCCAUGGGGACAACGCCUUUCUCUUCUACCGAGAGAUCCUUAAACUCGAGCCCCUCGAGGAUCUCAGAAUCGCGCAGGACGAAGAGCUGUGGAAGAGGUGGGCCGGGAUGGUCAACGGCGGAAGAGAGCCCGAUACACGACUCGGUCCUCACGACCUUCGCCCGGGCAAGAGUCUUCUCAACAAGCUUUGUCUCUACCGGGAGGUUGAUCACCUCACCAUGGCCGACGCCGAUGCAAUCGAUGAUACUGACGAAGCCGAUGAUUCACUUCUUGAUCUUGCCUACCAUGUCCUUACAGGGAUCACCAAAACCACCACCGAAAAACCGGCUCCUCCCGAUCAACUUCCCUUAUUCCACCAUGCCGUCAUUAUAGGCUACAGAUACGGAGCUAUCAAGUCGAUUUGUGAAUUUCGCAAUGACCACAUGUCUCCAUACCCCGGCUUCAGUCUUCCCUGGCCCGGGUAGACGUACUGCUCCGCUUGGGCAGCCGCUCUCUUGUGUGCGUGAACCCACCGUCUACCCCAAAGCUAGUUUGCAUCCUCCAUCAGCCAUUCGUGACUACCACCCUCGCAAAACUUCUCCGACAUAGCAGAGUUUUCCCGUUACAUGACUCUCCGCCUUUGGACGUGUACUCUUACCUCGCCUCUGUUGAUCUUCGGACGUGUGGGCGUUCUGUCGCGUAUGUGAAGGCGAAAGCCGGCUUUGGCUCUGUGAAGGGCCUUGCUCGGAUGUUGGCCGAGUCGACGGAGGGGCAGUAAAUGUUUGGCAAACCUGUCCUAUACUUCUGGGACCCACCCGAGUCUACAGUCCCCGAUCUGCAGCGUAUCCUCCCCCCUAAAAACUACAAAGAUCACCCCGGUACAAUCGAUUGGCAGAAGGAUAUGGCUUAUUGGAGAGAUCAGAAAACGGUCGUGGGUGUGGCGGGGGUGCGUGAGAUGUUUGGGUAGUUGGAGCGUGGGUUUAAACUCUGCACGUUUGGUA
Cryptococcus amylolentus CBS 6039 is the source of this 1371-nucleotide messenger RNA. RefSeq lists its product as hypothetical. Bases 1 to 855 code for a protein of 284 amino acids. The transcript is spliced from 2 exons. The record is from RefSeq and is a predicted model, not a curated record. Lineage: Eukaryota; Fungi; Basidiomycota; Tremellomycetes; Tremellales; Cryptococcaceae.